UCUCUAGGAGGAGGACAAUCGCCUUUCAUGCUCGCAGCAUUGUAACAUUUUCCCCCGGCCGAUGCUCGCAUGCUUGUUUUUGUUCUGUGCACGUUUACGUCCUAUAAAAUUCAAUUUAUUUAGUCCAAUUCAGAAGCAACCGUAAGGGUUCAUCAUCGCUUCUGCACUCGACACUUUCUGAGUCGACUCAUCUUUUUAUGCCUGAUCUAUUGGGAUUCAGAGUGGGUGUUGUCACAGGACGAUGAUCGAGAGACCCGACUCAGCUGUUUCCAGCGUUGCACAGAGGAAUCUGGAGGGUUAUGUCGGCUUCGCCAACCUCCCCAACCAGGUGUACAGGAAGUCCGUGAAGAGGGGGUUUGAGUUCACACUCAUGGUUGUCGGUGAGUCUGGACUGGGCAAAUCCACGCUCAUCAAUUCCCUCUUUCUGACAGACCUGUACUCCAAAGACUACCCUGGCCCAUCUCAGAGGAUCAAAAAGACUGUUCAGGUGGAACAGUCCAAAGUGCUGAUAAAGGAGGGGGGCGUUCAGCUCACACUCACCAUCGUCGACACACCAGGCUUUGGAGAUGCGGUGGACAACAGCAACUGCUGGCAGCCAGUCAUCAACUACAUCGACAGUAAGUUUGAAGACUUCCUGAAUGCUGAAUCUCGUGUCAACAGGAGGCAGAUGCCUGACAACAGGGUGCACUGCUGCUUGUACUUCAUCGCCCCCUCUGGUCACGGACUGAAGCCUCUUGAUAUCGAGUUCAUGAAGCGUCUGCAUGACAAAGUCAAUGUCAUUCCCCUCAUCGCCAAGGCCGACACUCUCACACCAGAAGAGUGCCAGCUUUUCAAGAAACAGAUUAUGAAGGAGAUCCAAGAGCACAAAAUCAAGAUCUACGAGUUUCCCGACACAGAGGACGAUGAGGACAGCAAACUGAUCCGAAAGAUAAAGGAGAAGAUGCCUCUGGCCGUGGUCGGAAGCAAUGUGGUGAUCGAAGUGAAUGGCAGGAAGGUCAGAGGUCGCCAGUACCCCUGGGGUGUGGCAGAAGAGGGCAUUAUUGUGGAGAACGGUGAGCACUGUGACUUCACGGUCCUGAGGAAUAUGCUCAUCAGGACUCACAUGCAGGACUUGAAGGACGUGACCAAUAAUGUUCACUAUGAAAACUACCGCAGCAAGAAACUAGCAGCCGUCACCUGCAACGGGGUCGAUGCCACCAAGAACAAGGGCCAGCUAACGAAGAGUCCCUUGGCCCAGAUGGAGGAGGAGAGGAGGGAGCAUGUGAUGAAGAUGAAGAAGAUGGAGACCGAGAUGGAGCAAGUCUUUGAGAUGAAGGUCAAAGAAAAGAAGCAAAAACUGAAGGACUCUGAGGCAGAGUUGGAACGGCGUCACGAACAGAUGAAGAAGAAUCUAGAAGCUCAGUAUAAAGAGCUUGAUGAGAAGAGACGCCAGUUUGAGGAGGAAAAAGUCAACUGGGAGGCCCAGCAGCGCAUCCUGGAGCAGCAGAAACUUGAUGCAUCAAAGACAAUGGAAAAGAACAAGAAAAAAGGGAAAAUCUUUUAAAGAAAUCAUGAAGCUCCAUUCCUCAUAACCAGAAACUCCUUGCAUCUCUUCUGAUGCUAUGAUGAUCUAUGACCCCAUAAGAAACACAUGCGCAAGCGCUACUGUACACGUUUCCUGCACACUCCAUUGCACCAAAUCAAAUGAGUUUAUCACCAUCUUCUGGUUGACUGUCACAUUACACCACAUGUCAAGUGCAUGUCUGUCUUGACCAACAUUCCCUUGGUUAUUACAAACAAGACUGUGUUUGUAAUAUCAACAGAACAGGCUGUUUUCAGACAUUUUCAACUCUGCUGACAUCAUUCGCACACCCUUAGUCUUAAGAAGGUCUCAGUAGGUUUGUAAAGAUGUGAUGGAGAAUGAGACAGACAGAUGGAAGCAUGUGCAAAGAGUUUAUACAGAAUUAAGCAUGUAUGUGUUGAAAAGAUUGAUGGUUAAUGGCGUUUGAGACCUGCUGGUGUGCGUCACAUGAUGUUGUGUGUUUCUCUGGGGUCAUAGACAAACCUGUUUAAACAUUAUUGCACAGCUAAAUGACGACAAUAACCGUUUUCCAUGUUUUUAAACCAUUUGCAGGCUGUGUACGUAGAUAAUUGUGUCCCUACCAUAGUUGGUGUCCUCCAAAAUGGCAUGAUUGUCAACAUUAAUAACAAACAAUUAGUCAGUUUUGAUAUGGAUGAAUAUAAAAUAAUUACAGUAAUAUUUGAGGACGUUGCUCGAACGUUCUGCCUUAAAUUUGCAGACUGUUUCGGUAUUUGUCUGCUCAUGUUUUGUUUUUAUUUGUGAUCAUGUCAGAUGUCCCCUCAGUCUAUUCCGAAACUGAUCUGAGACCAGUUUUGUUUCAUUUUAAAAGUUGAGAGUUGGCUUUUUAGUUGUUGGAGCUGGUCCUGGAUCAGGGCUUGGUGGUCAGUUUUAACCUAAGUGAGUUUAGUAUCUUAUUUUAGCCAUACUUACACCUCUUUAUAAUAAACUCACUUUACAUUCCAAAUGUUGAUAAGAAUCGAAGCGCUCUUUGUUUCUGUUGGAUAGUUUAGAUUGACGGCACGCAGGCUCUAUCACAUGCCAAACAGCGUAUAGACCGCAACGUGCACGACCAUUGCAAAGAGUCCCUGUAUGCCUCAUGUGUUCACACACUAUUAUAUAUUUUGCAGGUUUGUCAUUAUGCAAGUUCGAACACUCAGUUCUUCCUGUCGUGGAUCGCUAAACCACACAGACGCUCUGAAGUACAUGUUUGGUUUUUAGUAGAACAGUAUUUUGGAAAAAAGGAAAACUCUUUUCUUUAACCACUACACUUUUUUUUAAUAGUAGACCUGAACAUGGCUCUAGACAUGUUUGUUUUCUUAUAAUUUUUUGUACAUGUAUACGAUUUUCAAUCUCCAAUUGUUAUCUUCAUCUGUUAUUCUUUCUGCCUAACUGUACAUUAUUAAACUCGAGAUGUUAUGCUGAU
Messenger RNA from Pimephales promelas (fathead minnow), 2984 nucleotides. The record is from RefSeq and is a predicted model, not a curated record. NCBI's taxonomy places the organism in Eukaryota, Metazoa, Chordata, Actinopteri, Cypriniformes, Leuciscidae.